UUGCUCGCCGCCCCGCGCCCCCGCCCCGCGCCCCCCGGCCCCGCGCCCCGCGCCCCCGGCUUGUCCGCCCAGCGGUACCCCUCCGCGGCGGGGCCGCCGCCGUCGCCGCCGGGCCAGCCGGAGCGGGAGCCGACCCGGCGGGCCGGGGCCGGGGGCUCGGGGCCGGGGGCGGCGCGUUCCAGCCGGGGCUGGGUGCCGUGCCGGGUCCGCGGUGACCGCGCCGCCCGGGCGAUGCCCGCGGGGACGCCGCCGACCGCCGGAGCGAGGGCCCCGCUCCCCGUGCUGCUCCCCUGUGGCCGUGUCGCAGCCUCCGGCAUUGAUCCUUAAUUCGGCCGCCUGCUCCACGUGGUUCGAGCACGUCAGCAUGCUGGUCAUCAUGCUCAACUGCGUGACCCUGGGCAUGUUCCGGCCCUGUGAGGACGUCGAGUGCCAGUCAGAGCGCUGCAGCAUCCUGGAGGCCUUCGACGACUUCAUCUUUGCCUUCUUCGCGGUGGAGAUGAUCAUCAAGAUGAUCGCCCUGGGUCUCUUUGGGCAGAAGUGCUACCUGGGGGACACGUGGAACAGGCUGGAUUUUUUCAUCGUCAUGGCGGGCAUGAUGGAAUACUCACUGGACGGACACAACGUGAGCCUCUCGGCCAUCCGGACGGUGCGCGUGCUGCGGCCCCUGCGCGCCAUCAACCGUGUGCCCAGCAUGCGGAUCUUGGUCACGCUGCUGCUGGACACUCUGCCCAUGCUCGGGAAUGUCCUUCUGCUCUGCUUCUUCGUCUUCUUCAUUUUCGGUAUCGUCGGUGUACAGCUGUGGGCCGGCCUGCUUCGGAACCGCUGCUUCCUGGACAGCACCUUUGCCAGAAACAACAACCUCAGCUUCCUGCGGCCGUACUACCAGACGGAGGAGGGCGAGGAGAACCCCUUCAUCUGCUCCUCGCGCCGAGACAACGGCAUGCAGAAGUGCUCGCACAUCCCCAGCCGCCGGGAGCUGCGCGUGGAGUGCACGCUGGGCUGGGAGGCUUACGGGCAGCCACAGGCCGAGGGUGCAGCAGGCACCGCCCACAACGCUUGCAUCAACUGGAACCAGUAUUACAACGUGUGCCGCUCGGGCGGUUCCAACCCCCACAAUGGCGCCAUCAACUUUGACAACAUCGGCUAUGCCUGGAUUGCCAUCUUCCAGGUGAUCACGCUGGAGGGCUGGGUGGACAUAAUGUACUACGUCAUGGAUGCCCAUUCCUUCUACAACUUCAUCUACUUCAUUUUGCUCAUCAUUGUGGGCUCCUUCUUCAUGAUCAACCUGUGCCUGGUGGUGAUCGCCACACAGUUCUCGGAGACCAAGCAGCGGGAGAACCAGCUCAUGCGGGAGCAGCGUGCGCGGUACCUGUCUGAUGACAGUACACUGGCCAGCUUCUCGGAGCCGGGCAGCUGCUACGAGGAGCUGCUCAAGUACGUGGGCCAUAUCUGCCGCAAGGUCAAGAGACGCACGCUGCGCCUCUACGCUCGCUGGCAGAGCCGCUGGUGCAAGAAGGUGGACCCUAGCAGCGCCCCGCAUGGCCAGGGCCCCGGGCGCCGGCCGAGGCGGGCGGGGAGGCACACGGCCUCCGUGCACCACCUGGUCUACCACCACCAUCACCACCACCACCAUCACUACCACUUCAGCCAUGGCAGCCCACGCCGGCCCGGCCCCGGGGACACCAGGCUAGUGCCGGCCGGGGCCUUGCCCUCCCCGCCCUCGCCGGGCCGUGGGCCCCCUGAUGCCGAGUCGGUGCACAGUGUGUACCACGCGGACUGCCACGUGGAGGGGCCACAAGAGAGGGCCCGGGUGGCACACACCACAGGCACGGCAGCCGCCAGCCUCAAGGUGGCCACGGGGCUGGGUGCCAUGAACUACCCCACCAUCCUGCCCUCAUCCAUAGGGGGCGGCAAAGGUGGUACCGGCCCCGGGCCCAAGGGGAAGCGGGUCAGCGGGCCUCCAGGUGCCGGAGAGCACAGCCCCCUGAGCCUGAGGGGCGCCGACCCCUAUGAGAAGAUCCAGCAUUUGGUCGGGGAACAUGGACUGGGCCGGACCCCCAGCCGCCUGUCGGGCCUGAGUGUGCCCUGCCCCCUGCCCAGCCCCCAGGCGGGCACGCUGACCUGCGAGCUGAAGAACUGUCCGUAUUGCACCAGCGCCCUGGACGACCCUGACUUCGAGCUCAGUGACUCUGAGAGCGGAGGCUCGGAAGGCAACAUGGUGUAUGAAUUCACACAGGAUGUGCGGCACGGUGACCACCGCGACCCCAUGCGGUUCCCCCCGGCAGCAGAUGCACCAAGCCAGGGCAGUGCACGGCCGCGGGCGCAGCGGCGGGCGGCCCCGGGCGAGCAGGGCGGGCUUGGCCACAUCUGGGCCACCUUUAGUGGCAAGCUGUGCCGAAUCGUGGACAGCAAGUACUUCAACCGCGGCAUCAUGGUGGCCAUCCUCACCAACACGCUGAGCAUGGGCGUUGAGUACCACGAGCAGCCCGAUGAGCUGACCAGUGCCCUGGAGAUCAGCAACAUCGUGUUCACCAGCAUGUUCGCCCUGGAGAUGCUGCUGAAGCUGCUGGCUUGCAGCCCGCUGGGCUACAUCCGGAACCCCUACAACAUCUUUGACGGCAUCAUCGUGGUCAUCAGCGUCUGGGAGAUCAUCGGGCAGGCGGACGGUGGCCUGUCGGUGUUGCGGACCUUCCGGCUGCUGCGUGUGCUGAAGCUGGUGCGUUUCAUGCCUGCGCUGCGGCGUCAGCUGGUGGUGCUCAUGAAGACCAUGGAUAACGUGGCCACCUUCUGCAUGCUGCUCAUGCUCUUCAUAUUCAUCUUCAGCAUCCUGGGCAUGCAUCUCUUUGGCUGCAAGUUCAGCCUGACGACAGACACCGGAGACACGGUCCCCGACAGGAAGAACUUUGACUCCCUGCUGUGGGCCAUUGUCACCGUGUUCCAGAUCCUCACCCAGGAGGACUGGAACGUCGUCCUCUACAACGGCAUGGCUUCCACCUCCUCCUGGGCCGCUCUCUACUUCGUGGCGCUGAUGACCUUCGGCAACUACGUGCUCUUCAACCUGCUGGUGGCCAUCCUGGUGGAGGGCUUCCAGGCAGAGGGGGACGCUAACAGGUCCGACACGGAUGAAGACAAGACAUCCACCCACUUGGAGGAGGAUUUUGACAAGUUCCGGGAUCUCCGGGCCACGGAGAUGAAGAUGUACUCGCUGGCCGUGACCCCCAACGGGCUCCUGGAGGGCCGCGGCAGCCUGCCCCCUCCCCUCAUCAUGCGCACAGCGGCCACGCCCAUGCCCACCCCCAAGAGCUCCCCACACCUGGACCCGGCCCCCAGCCUCCUGGACUCGCGGCGUGGCAGCAGCAGCUCUGUGGACCCACAGCUGGGUGACCAGAAGUCGCUGUCCAGCCUCCGGAGCUCGCCCUGUGCCCACUGGGGCCCCAACAGUGCCCGGAGCAGCCGGCGCUCAAGCUGGAACAGCCUGGGCCGCGCACCCAGCCUCAAACGGCGGAGCCAGUGUGGGGAGCGUGAGUCUCUGCUGUCCGGGGAGGGCAAGGGUAGCACAGACGAGGAAGCGGAGGAUGGCAGGCCCGGGGCAGGGGCCUCUCCGGGGACACGCCCCACCCCGCUGCGGCGCGCCGAGUCCCUGGACCACCGCAGCACCCUGGACCUGCGGCCCCCACGGCCAGCUGCACUGCUGCCCACCAAGUUCCACGACUGCAACGGGCAGGUGCUGGCCCUGCCCAGUGAGUUCUUCCUGCGCAUCGACAGCCACAAAGAGGAUCCAGCCGAGUUUGACGACGACAUGGAGGAUAGUUGUUGCCUGCGCCUGCACAAGGUGCUGGAACCCUACAAGCCUGCGUGGUGUCGCAGCCGGGAGCCCUGGGCCCUGUACCUCUUCUCUCCGCAGAACAGGUUCCGGGUCUCCUGCCAGAAGAUCAUCGCUCACAAGAUGUUCGAUCAUGUGGUCCUGGUCUUCAUCUUUCUCAACUGCGUCACCAUCGCCCUAGAGAGGCCCGACAUCGACCCGGGCAGCACCGAGCGCGUCUUCCUCAGCGUUUCCAACUACAUUUUCACGGCGAUUUUCGUGGCCGAGAUGAUGGUGAAGGUGGUGGCCCUGGGCCUGGUCUCCGGCGAGCACGCCUACCUGCAGAGCAGCUGGAAUGUGCUGGACGGGCUGCUGGUCCUGGUGUCCCUGGUCGACAUCGUCGUAGCCAUGGCCUCAGCCGGUGGCGCCAAGAUCCUGGGCAUCCUGCGUGUGCUGCGUCUGCUGCGGACGCUACGGCCCCUGAGGGUCAUCAGCCGUGCUCCGGGCCUCAAGUUGGUGGUGGAGACUCUGAUAUCGUCACUCAGGCCCAUCGGGAACAUCGUGCUCAUCUGCUGCGCCUUUUUCAUCAUCUUCGGCAUCCUGGGGGUGCAGCUCUUCAAAGGGAAGUUUUACUACUGCGAAGGCGCUGACACCAGGAACAUCUCCACCAAGGCUGAGUGCCAGGCCGCACGCUACCGCUGGGUGCGGCGCAAAUACAACUUCGACAACCUGGGCCAGGCGCUGAUGUCCCUGUUUGUGCUGUCCUCCAAGGAUGGCUGGGUGAACAUCAUGUACGACGGGCUGGAUGCUGUGGGCAUAGACCAGCAGCCCGUGCCCAACCACAACCCCUGGAUGCUGCUGUACUUCAUUUCCUUCCUGCUCAUCGUCAGCUUUUUUGUGCUCAACAUGUUCGUGGGCGUCGUGGUGGAGAAUUUCCACAAGUGCCGGCAGCACCAGGAGGCCGAGGAGGCCCGGCGGCGCGAGGAGAAGCGGCAGCGGCGGCUGGAGCGAAAACGCAGGAGCACUUUCCCCAGCCCAGAGGCCCAGCGCCGGCCCUACUACGCCGACUACUCGCCCACCCGCCGCUCCAUUCACUCGCUGUGCACCAGCCACUAUCUUGACCUCUUUAUCACCUUCAUCAUCGGGGUCAACGUCAUCACCAUGUCCAUGGAACACUACAACCAGCCCAAGUCGCUGGACGAGGCUCUCAAGUACUGCAACUACGUGUUCACCAUCGUCUUCGUCUUUGAGGCCGUGCUGAAGCUCGUGGCUUUUGGGUUCCGGAGGUUCUUCAAGGACAGGUGGAACCAGCUGGACCUGGCCAUCGUGCUGCUGUCCAUCAUGGGCAUCACACUGGAGGAGAUCGAGAUGAACGCAGCUCUGCCCAUCAACCCCACCAUCAUCCGCAUCAUGCGCGUGCUCCGCAUUGCCCGCGUGCUGAAGCUGCUCAAGAUGGCCACAGGCAUGCGGGCUCUGCUGGACACGGUGGUUCAAGCCCUGCCCCAGGUAGGGAACCUCGGCCUACUUUUCAUGCUCCUGUUUUUUAUCUAUGCUGCCCUGGGGGUGGAGCUGUUUGGGAGGCUCGAGUGCAGUGAGGACAACCCCUGUGAGGGCCUGAGCCGGCACGCCACCUUCUCCAACUUCGGCAUGGCCUUUCUCACGCUGUUCCGCGUGUCCACGGGGGACAACUGGAAUGGGAUCAUGAAGGACACGCUGCGGGAGUGUGCCCGCGAGGACAAGCACUGUCUCAGCUACCUGCCCGCUAUCUCCCCCAUCUACUUCGUCACCUUCGUGCUGGUGGCCCAGUUUGUGCUGGUGAACGUGGUGGUGGCCGUGCUCAUGAAGCACCUGGAGGAGAGCAACAAGGAGGCCCGCGAGGACGCAGAGCUGGACGCCGAGCUGGAGCUGGAGGUGGCGCAGGGGCCGCCCGCCUGCCCCCGGCCCGUGGCCCAGCACAGCCCAGACGCCCCCGGCUUGCUGGUGGUGCGCAAGGUGUCGGUGUCCAGGAUGCUGUCCCUGCCCAAUGACAGUUACAUGUUCCGGCCCGUGGCGCCCGCCUCGGCCCCACACCCCCGCCCGCUGCGGGAAGUGGACGUGGAGAUGUGCUCGGGCGUGGCCGCUGCAGGCCCAGUGACCUCCGCACACUCCCCGCCCGUGGAGCCCUGCACCUCUCUCCAGGUCCCCUCGGCAGCCACGCUCUCCCCAGCCAGGGACAGCGACACUCUCCAUGCCCUGUCCCCUCAGGGUGCAGCCCGCUCCCCCAGCCUCAGCCGGCUGCUUUGCACACAGGAGACCAUGCGCACCGACUCGCAGGAAGGGCAUGUUAAUGGCCCCAGGGACAGCGGCCCGGGCUGGGGGGAGCCUGGCAGGAAGACCCCUGUGAGGCAAGCGUCCCUGGGGGCCUCCAUACGGUCCCCACCCCGGUCCCCGCGGCCCAGCAGUGUCCGCACCCGCAAGCACGCUUUCGGGCAGCGCUGUGUCUCUGGCAGGCCACUGGCCCCAGGAGGGGAGGAGGCUGAGGUCCCGGAUCCUGCCGACGAGGAGGUCAGCCAUAUCACCAGCUCGGCCCUGAGCCCCGCAGCCUCACCCACUGCCCGAGGAGGGGGAGGCAGUGACCCGGACCUGCGGAGGUUCUACAGUGUGGACACCCAGGGCUUCCUGGACAAGCCCUGCCAGGCAGAUGAGCAGAGGCGGUCCUCCGGGGAGCAAGGGGGUGGGGAUGGCCACCUGGAGGGCAGGGAGGCAAAGGCUCGGGCCCCGGAGGCCGAGCCAGCCUUGGGGGCACGCAGGAAGAAGAAGAUGAGCCCGCCCUGCAUCUCCGUAGACCCCCCAGUGGAGGAUGAGGGCACAGCUCGGGCCCCAGUGGCCGAGGGCAGCAGCACCACUCUGCGGCGGCGGACCCCGUCCUGUGAGGCCAUGCCACACAGGGACUCCCUGGAGCCCAUGGAGGGGGCAGGGGUGGACCCUGCCGCCAGGGGGGAGCGUCGGGCCCAGGCCCCCUGCCGUGCAGAACACCUGACCGUCCCCAACUUUGCCUUUGAGCCGCUGGACGCGGGGGGCCCUGGCGGAGACCCGUUUUCAGACGGUGGCCAUAGUAUGGCCCCAGAACCCAGGGCUUCCUUUUCAGGGGCCACAGUGCCUCCUGAACCCCACAAAACAGAGCCUCCCGUGCCCUCCAGCGACCCCCCAGAGAAGGGGCGGGGGCUGCACCUCAAAGUCCUCCAGAGCCCCCCAAAGAAAGCAGGGUCUCCCCCAGCCACCCCCACCCUGGGUAACAGUGUAAACAGGCCCGUGUAGCUCAGGGCAUGGUGCCACACAGGUUUUAGCAGUGGGGUUGGGGUGCACCCAGCAGGGUGGCAGCCCCGGGCAGGGCUGUGCGUGGACCCCAGCGCGGGCCCUGCUGCGGCGGAGAGGCCCGUAAGGCUGUCCGCCCAGGGAGGGAGGCGGACACUGGGUCUGGGCAAAGCAGAACAGGGAGGAGCUCCUCAGCCUAUGAGCCUCCAUCUGGUGGAUUCAGGUUUGGGUUUUUCCGAGUUUCGUCACCAUGGUCUGAGGCCGUGCCAGCGCCCAGUCGGGUCCCCUGACAGCCGCUGUGUCCCUGCAACAGGGAUCAGGAAACGACCAGAAGGAGGCAGUCCAAGGCUACCCAGCAGAGCCCUGUUCUCACGCCCACUUACUUUUCUAGGGAACACGUGCUUGGGGCCACCUGUGCCCUCCUGGGUGGCAGCUUGGUCCCCGAGGCCGCCACACCCAUGCUCACUGUCCCUCAGUCUGAGUUCUCACCUGUCCGCCCCACUCCUUGUCACUGUCUCCCCAGCUCCCUUCUGGGCCCACGCCCCACCAUUCUGCCCUCGGGUAUUCCAGACGCGCCCACGUCGCAGGGGCGUGGGGUCCGUGCAAUAAAGUCCCCCGCCGCUGCCGGCGGCCCCGCCUGCACCUGGGCAGAGCGGUGCCCGCCAAUGCCCCUGUGUUUCAUGGACCUUUCUUUUAUAAAUUCAGGUUAAACAUUGCAAUAAUCUGAUACAGGAAAUUUGGCUUCUUAAGGGAAGGGACAGCAGGGGUGGGGGCCAAGCAAAGCGGAAUAAAUACUAACUUAUUUAAGAAAUGCGUUGGAUUACCACCGGCAGGAUCCGUAUCCCCGCAAGGGAGCGUGGCCAGCCUGUUGCCUUGCCAAGAGCAGGGCUCGGUGAUGCGGGCCUGCGGCCAGCUCCGGCACUAGCCCUGGGGUCCCUGCAGAGGCUUGACCUGUCUCCUCUGGUGGCCGAGGGAGGAGCCAAGUUCACAGCCCUGACCUUUGACCGGCUGGGCGCCCUGCUGCCCUCUCAGGGCCCAGGGCUCGUGCGAGGCAUGAGAGCGGGUACAGAUGGGCCCAGACAGGGUAGAACUUGAGAUCUCUUGAGAGUCCCACCGGCGAUGGCUGUGACCAUGCUGGCUGGUGGCCAAGCCCAGUGCAGACCAGCUCCAGGGUGGGGUCCAGGCCCUUCCCUUCCAGCCACGUAGCAAAGCAGGAGCCCGCCAUGGCCUACCAUAGCCUCCUCAGGGGUGGUCUGAGUUGUGGGAAGCCCCACCUGGCUGUGGCCAGAGCCUCUCUGCUCUGACCCCAGUGGGCAGGGCAAACACCAAGGCCUACAGGGUCUCUCUCUCAUCUCAGCCCCCAGGUUCACCCCCAAUCUCUCUCGGCCCACAGCUUCCCUGGGGCCGGGGUGUCCAGUUGAGGGGCUUCAGCUCCAUGAUUGAUUGGAAAAGUGACCCUAGCUGGAGGUCCACAGAACUUGCAGAUGCCCCCUGCCCUCCCCCCAGCCGCUCACUGGGUCCCCCACCAGGCACAGCCGGCUGAGCAGGAGACCAGUGUCCCAGAUCCAUGAUGUCUGUAUCCUGCAGGGUUGGGGGGCUGCCCUGAGCCCUGCAUGUGCUUGGUCUGAGGUGGGUCAGGGAGGGCCGUACACCUGCUGUGCAGGGCAGGAGGGCGCAGGAUGAGGGGGGAGCUGAGGGGCAGGCCCCACUUGCUUCUGCACACCCCGAAGAUGGGUCUUACCUCCCUUUGUCCCCCCCCCCAUGCAUCCUGUCACCUGGUGAUAAGUGGCCGGCUCAGGGACACACAGACCACAGCAGGACCAGGUCAGGUCAGAUCCAAGGUGCCCUGUGGACAAACCCACCUUUUCUCCUCACCCGGGCAGGGGUGGGGAUCAGUGCUCCCUACUUCCAGGAAGCCAUCCCCAGACUCCCCGUCCCCACACCCAGCCUGUGUUCCUGUGGUCUCCACCACAGAUCAGAUGGGCACAGCGCCCAGCUGUCCGGCUCAGAUCAGGCCCUUCCUAACCGUCCUCUGUGUGGCCGGGGCCUCAUGACCGAGCCGAUUAGGGGCCCUGGGAAGGGCUGGACUUUCCUGCACCCACCCCCAGUUCCCUGCCCAGCUCCAGGUCACAGCCCAGGUGGGAAGGUCCCUCUGAGACCCUCCAGGUCAGCGAUCCCCUCUUAGAGGUGGGGAAACUGAGGGACGGGGUGGUUGUGUGACGAUCUUCCAGGAUGUGGCUUCUCGGAUGUCCCCCUCCUACCAGGAGCUGAGACUCAAAAGGCGUGUUGAGUGUUUGUUCUGAUGAACGACAACAGUGGCGUGGCCUCCGUAUGCAGGGUCUGUGCUGAGCCUACGAUGGCCCCACACCUAGAGGGUGGGCCUUGGGAAAGGGGGAUCUGCCCCUGUCAGCCUGGUUGGGUGGCAGCAGUGUUGGGCCCAAGCCACCCCUCUUGGAGCCCAGGGGCCCUGAUGUCACCCAGUGUUGGGGAGCAGGGCAGGUCUGGAGGAGCCCAGCCCCUGACUCCUGAACCCCUAAUGUCAUCCUGGGGUCAGGGCCCUCACCUGUCCUGGCUCAGUUCACCUCCCCUAGUGGGGACCCUUCUCCCCAACUGUACCCCCUCACUCGGCUCCUGAGGGUGUCCUGUGCCGAGGUGCCCUCCUCCCCUGGCCCUGUAGAUACCCUCCCAGUCCAGCGGGGUCUCCUGUUGCCCAGUGAAGGUAGUGGGAGGGUCGACCCCCCAGGUCUGCUCGGUCUCAGCCUGACCCCGCGGAGGGCGGCCUGGCUUACCUGAUACAAGGUCUCUCGCCUUCCCCUGCUUGAGUGGGUCUGAGUUCCUCAGCUCCCUGGGCCAGAUAGGGGAAGCCGGGGGGUCUGAGGCCCCCUCCCCACUCCCCAAGUUGGGACCCUCACCCACAUCUCAAGGAAUCCAGGGGCUUCCAGAUCUCGUCCCUUGGUCUCUCCCCUGCACGACAUGCUUUUAAAGUCUUAAGUGUAGGGGCGCCUGGGGGUGCAGGUGGUUGAGCCCCCGACCCUUGGUUUCGGCUCAAGUUGUGAUCUCAGGGUGGUGAGAUUGAGCUCCAGGACAGCUCCGCACUCAGCAGGGAGUCUGCUGGAGCUCCUCCUUCUUUCUCUGCCCUUCCUCCACUCAUUCUCUCUCUCUCUCUCCCUCUCUCUCUCUCUCUCUCUCUCUCUCUCUCAAA
Molecule: messenger RNA, 10298 nt
Organism: Mirounga angustirostris (Northern elephant seal)
Lineage: Eukaryota; Metazoa; Chordata; Mammalia; Carnivora; Phocidae
Gene: CACNA1H
Product: calcium voltage-gated channel subunit alpha1 H
Exons: 34
Coding region: 365-7099 (2244 amino acids)
Biological process (GO): calcium ion transmembrane transport; membrane depolarization during action potential; calcium ion import
Cellular component (GO): voltage-gated sodium channel complex; voltage-gated calcium channel complex; plasma membrane
Molecular function (GO): low voltage-gated calcium channel activity; voltage-gated sodium channel activity
Source: RefSeq, a predicted model, not a curated record